AUGGAUGACCUCCAUGACCUCGCGAUCAUCGAGCUGCCGGAACACUAUCGUGUCGAUGGUGAACGCCUUGGGCGGGCUCUUGCCCAUGUGUCUACACAAGCGAACAGUAUCGCAGAGCAUCAAGCCGAGCUCCAGCAUCGACAGUCUCGGCACGAAGAAGAGCAGCAGCGAUUCGUCGAGCAACGCGUUGCGGCAGCCCGAGAAGAGGCAAAUGCGCGGUGUAACGCGCUCGUUCUCGCUAUUCAGCAGACUUACGGCGACCUGAUGGCUCUGGAGCAUCCAUGGAGCUCAGCAACAGGCUCGAAUGAGCCUGCGGGUUGA
Phytophthora infestans T30-4 is the source of this 321-nucleotide messenger RNA. RefSeq lists its product as uncharacterized. The transcript is spliced from 3 exons. Lineage: Eukaryota; Oomycota; Peronosporomycetes; Peronosporales; Peronosporaceae. Bases 1 to 321 code for a protein of 106 amino acids. The record is from RefSeq and is a predicted model, not a curated record.